Trichoplusia ni (cabbage looper) is the source of this 2343-nucleotide messenger RNA. It is a transcript of the gene crn, whose product is annotated as protein crooked neck. Gene Ontology annotation, molecular function: protein binding. Gene Ontology annotation, cellular component: U2-type catalytic step 2 spliceosome; precatalytic spliceosome; post-mRNA release spliceosomal complex. Bases 148 to 2274 code for a protein of 708 amino acids. The transcript is spliced from 5 exons. Lineage: Eukaryota; Metazoa; Arthropoda; Insecta; Lepidoptera; Noctuidae. The record is from RefSeq and is a predicted model, not a curated record. Gene Ontology annotation, biological process: spliceosomal complex assembly; mRNA splicing, via spliceosome.
UGACUUAAAACGUCUUUAGUCUAUGAUAAAAGUUUGGUGUAGUGGUGAUGAACUGUUGCAUUUACUGUUGAUUAUUUAUAUUAAAAUACGAUCGAGCUCUAAAAGAAUAUCUGUUUAUAAGUACCUUAUUUCAGUCUCAUUAUAAACAUGGACGGCAAAACUACUAAAAUGCCGAAAGUGGCUAAGGUAAAAAACAAAGCGCCUGCUGAAAUACAAAUUACGGCUGAACAGCUUCUGAGAGAAGCCAAAGAGAGGGAUUUGGAAAUUUUACCACCACCACCAAAGCAAAAAAUCUCUGAUCCAGAAGAACUAAGAGACUAUCAACAUCGUAAAAGAAAAGCAUUUGAGGAUAAUAUUCGUAAAAAUAGACUUGUUAUUGGAAAUUGGCUUAAAUAUGCUCAGUGGGAGGAAUCACAAAAGCAAGUCCAGAGAGCUAGAUCUAUAUAUGAGCGAGCUCUUGAUGUGGACCACAGAAAUGUUACCUUAUGGUUGAAAUAUACUGAAAUGGAAAUGAGAAACAGACAAGUUAAUCAUGCUCGUAAUUUGUGGGACAGAGCAGUCACUAUAUUACCCAGGGUGUCACAAUUCUGGUACAAGUACACCUAUAUGGAGGAAAUGUUAGAAAAUGUUGCAGGUGCCAGACAGGUCUUCGAGCGAUGGAUGGAAUGGCAACCAGAUGAACAGGCAUGGCAAACCUACAUCAAUUUUGAAUUACGAUACAAAGAAUUAGAUAGGGCUCGACAGAUUUACGAAAGAUUUGUCAUGGUGCACCCCGAUGUGAAAAACUGGAUUAAAUAUGCAAAGUUUGAAGAAAAUCAUGGCUUCAUUAAUGGAGCCAGAAAAGUCUUUGAAAGAGCUGUUGAAUUCUUUGGAGAUGAAGAUCUUGAUGAAAGAAUGUUCAUUGCAUUUGCAAGGUUUGAAGAAAAUCAAAAGGAACAUGACAGGGCAAGAGUUAUUUAUAAAUAUGCUUUAGAUCAUAUUCCAAAAGAUAGAAACAAGGAAUUGUACAAAGCCUACACAAUCCAUGAAAAGAAAUAUGGUGACAGAUCAGGCAUUGAAGAUGUCAUUGUAAACAAAAGAAAGUACAUGUAUGAACAAGAAGUAAUUGAAAAUCCUACUAACUAUGAUGCCUGGUUUGACUAUAUAAGACUUGUUGAAAAUGAAGGCAAUGUAGAUGAUAUUCGUGAUACUUAUGAAAGAGCCAUUGCCAAUGUACCACCAUCCAAAGAUAAACAGUUUUGGAGACGCUACAUCUAUUUGUGGAUUAACUAUGCACUGUAUGAGGAGUUGGAAUCUGAAGAUGCUGAGAGAACAAGACAAGUCUACAGGACAUGUUUAGAAUUAAUCCCUCAUAAAAUAUUCACUUUCUCAAAAAUAUGGCUCAUGUAUGCCCAAUUUGAAGUCAGAUGUAAAGACUUGAAACAAGCAAGAAAAACCUUGGGUAUGGCUUUAGGUAUUUGUCCCAGAGACAAACUUUACAGGGGUUACAUUGAUUUAGAAAUCCAAUUGCGAGAAUUUGAUAGGUGUAGAAUUUUAUAUCAGAAGUUUUUGGAAUAUGGUCCUGAAAACUGUAUAACAUGGAUCAAAUUUGCUGAAUUAGAAACAUUACUGGGAGACAUUGACAGAGCAAGAUCAAUAUAUGAAAUUGCUGUUGGGCAGCCAAGACUGGACAUGCCUGAACUAUUAUGGAAGAGCUAUAUAGAUUUUGAAGUACAGCAAGGAGAGACUGAGAAAGCUAGACAGCUGUAUGAAAGAUUGUUAGAAAGGACUGUUCAUGUCAAAGUAUGGUUAUCUUAUGCCAAGUUUGAAUUGAAUGCCGAAAAUGCUGAUAAUAUUAAUGUUGAGUUAGCAAGGCGUGUGUAUGAACGUGCUAACGACAGCCUCAGAAGUGCUGGAGAAAAAGAAGCCAGAGUACUUCUUCUAGAAGCUUGGAAAGAUUUCGAAACAGAAAUUGGAGAAGAAGAAAAACUAGAAAAGGUAAUGGCUAAAAUGCCCAGAAGAGUCAAAAAGAGACAGAAGAUUAUUAGUGAAGGGGGUGUCGAAGAAGGCUGGGAAGAGGUAUUUGAUUACAUAUUCCCUGAAGAUGAAAUGGUUAGGCCUAAUCUUAAGUUGCUUGCUGCGGCGAAACAAUGGCGCAAACAGAAAGAAGUCACACAACCUUCAGAGUCAGAAGAGAAACCUGAAGAUGAAGAACAAGAGCAGGAACAGAAUGAAGAGCCAGAACAAGAAAGCCAAACUCCACCAGAUAAAAAUAAUGACAAAGAAAAUAAUUAGUGUAAAGUUCAUCAAUCACAUAUUACAAAAUAAAAAACCAUUUCUUAUAAUAAAUACUUUUUAUUCUUA